Messenger RNA from Drosophila santomea, 1783 nucleotides. Its product is annotated as potassium channel subfamily K member 15. Gene Ontology annotation, biological process: potassium ion transmembrane transport; stabilization of membrane potential. The transcript has a single exon. Bases 566 to 1732 code for a protein of 388 amino acids. NCBI's taxonomy places the organism in Eukaryota, Metazoa, Arthropoda, Insecta, Diptera, Drosophilidae. The record is from RefSeq and is a predicted model, not a curated record. Gene Ontology annotation, cellular component: membrane. Gene Ontology annotation, molecular function: potassium ion leak channel activity.
UUUUUCGAAAUCAGUGAGAAGAUGCUUAAUAAGUUAUGGACUUUAAGAUGCUUAGUCAUAGUCCACCAAAUCAUAACUAUUUUUCGCUUCAGAAAUGCUCUAUAUUGCACCUGCACCACAGUGAUGUCUUGAUUGCCCCGUCCAUAAUUUUGACGUAAAUGGCCUUAUUUAGAACCGCAAGCACUUUUCUGGCAUAAAUAGCUGAGCCGCAAUAUUUGUUUUCCAUUAAUUCGCCUUUCCACUGGCUUUUCCGCUCUUUUGCUCUCUGGCUCUUGAGAGAUUUUCCCUCGGAACAGAUUUCCACCAGUUGAAUUUUGGCGCCCGCAUUGAUCGGUUGUGUGCAGUCGGGAAAAUCUUUCGUUUGAUCUUGUGGAAAAUAUGCCGUGCAAAGGCGUGGGUCUAUUUUUAGACAACUUGCUGAUUUCCACACUCGCUGUGCUCUAAAUCAGAUUGGGAAUCGAUAACUGUCCAAUUAAUUGCACACCGUCGGUCUUUAAGGCCUUUCGACCAGAAGGGAGAUAUCCGGAGUCCGUCGAAUCGGUUAUGCAAUCCACGAGCUAUUGAAAUGGCCAGCAAAUUUCAGAGGAAACCAUCUCCCGGUGGAGCUGGGGGCAUGGGAGGGGCAUCGAGUGUUUCCUCUACGCCGAGCAACCAGCCGCGCAAACGGGUAAAACGCUGCUGCCGGAACUUCGUCACCUUUAUGUGCACCCAGGUGGGCGUGGGCGCCCUGAUCGUAAUCUAUGCCAUCUGUGGGGCAUUCGCCUUCAUGCACAUCGAGCGGCAGUUCGAGGACAAGACGGCUGGCCUUGUGAUGGAGCUGCGCCAGAACUGCUCCCAGCAGCUGUGGAGCAUCACGGAGGAGCACAACAUUAUCGAUCGAAGGCUCUGGACAGAGGCCACUAACAAGGUACUGAGGGAGUACCAGGCGCAAAUAGCCGGAGUCGUCAAACACGGCUAUGUGGGAAGAAGUCCAGAGCAGAUCUGGAGCUUUCCGGCUGCCCUGAUGUUCUGUCUCUCGGUUAUAACCAUGAUUGGCUACGGCAACAUGGUGCCCCGAACUCCGUGGGGCAAAGGAUUCACCGUGAUCUAUGCCACUUUUGGCAUACCCCUGUACAUUCUGUACUUUCUCAACAUGGGCAGAGUGCUGGCUAGAUCGUUUAAGUUCCUCUACCGAUCCCUGCACGACUGCACCCAGGAGCACCCGCGCCUGGAUCGGAUGGACGCCCUUGAGGGCGGUGUCAGCCUGACACGCAAAAAGGUCAUUGUACCGUCAACCGCAUGUCUGUGGGUCAUAUUCUUUUACGUCCUCACCGGCACCGUGAUGUUUGCCAACUGGGAGAGGUGGAGCUUACUGAACAGCUUCUACUUUUGCAUGACCUCGCUGUGCAAGAUUGGAUUUGGCGACUUUGUACCGGGUGCCUCGCUGACCACCACUGCGGAUGUGAAUGCGGCAACGCAAAAGUUGCAGGAAGACAUUUCAGCCGAUCCUGCCGAGUUGGCCCAGCUGCAGUCCGUGGCCGCCGAUCAGCACUCCAAACUGGCCAUUAACUUUGUCUACAUGCUGUUGGGCAUGGGUUUGGUGGCCAUGUGUCGCAACCUGAUGCGCGAAGAGGUGCGCCUAAAGGCGCGCGAGAUGCGCGAGGAUGCCAAACUUUGCAUGGAGGAUACUCGGCUGCGUUUCGUCGGCUGCUGCGGAAAUCCUAGGGAUGCGUAUGAGGAUGACUACUACUAGGAUACAAAUAGAUAGUUAGAAGCGGCGAGUAAUUUACAAAGUUUUCAAAAC